Molecule: messenger RNA, 822 nt
Organism: Saccharomyces cerevisiae S288C
Lineage: Eukaryota; Fungi; Ascomycota; Saccharomycetes; Saccharomycetales; Saccharomycetaceae
Gene: ELP6
Product: Elongator subunit ELP6
Exons: 1
Coding region: 1-822 (273 amino acids)
Biological process (GO): tRNA wobble uridine modification
Cellular component (GO): cytoplasm; elongator holoenzyme complex; nucleus
Source: RefSeq, marked reviewed
AUGGGUAGUGUUCAACGACAAGAUUUGGUCCUAUUCAGCGACCAAUCAGUGCUUCCUGCCCACUUUUUCCAAGACAGCAACUCUCAUAACUUAUUCUUCAUCACCCAUCAAUCCUGUACUCAACCACUAUGGAUGAUAAACGCACUAGUAGAAACGCACGUGUUAGGUUCCCCAAGUUCCCUUAAUGAAUCUUCUUCAUCGAUGCUACCUUCGUCAACUCGCUCCCAUGCAGUCCUUGCGUCGUUUAUCCACGAACAGAACUAUUUUACAAAUUCAUUAAACAAGCUAAAGAUCCCAUCUAAUAACUACAAUGUUUUAGACUUCCUGUCCGACUUCAUCGUUAAUAAUAUCCAUAAUAAGCCAAGAGACAAAAUACUAAGUGACGUACUCGCAAAGUUCUCCGCUGCUAUACAAAAUAACCCAACUGACACCAUUGUUAUCAUCGAACAACCAGAAUUACUGUUGUCGCUAGUAAGCGGCCUAACUUGUUCAGAAUUAAACAAUAAGUUCAUCACACCUCUUUUGAGGCAAUGCAAAGUGCUAAUCAUUGUUUCCAAUUCGGACAUAUUUAAUAUAGAUGAAUACGAUGCUUCUGUUCAUUCCUCGAAUCUGCAAAAUUUCUACAAAUCUUCCUUUAUCAAAUCAAUGAUUAAUUUGAACUUGAAUCCUCUGAAGACCGGUUUUGCAAAGGACGUAACCGGCUCAUUGCACGUUUGCAGGGGCGGCGCACCCAUUGCAACUUCAAACACAAGCCUACACGUCGUUGAAAAUGAAUACCUAUAUCUGAAUGAGAAGGAGUCAACAAAACUAUUUUAUCGCUAA